This is a messenger RNA of Oncorhynchus gorbuscha (pink salmon), 3472 nucleotides long. Its product is annotated as cullin-3. The transcript is spliced from 16 exons. Gene Ontology annotation, molecular function: ubiquitin protein ligase binding. Lineage: Eukaryota; Metazoa; Chordata; Actinopteri; Salmoniformes; Salmonidae. Gene Ontology annotation, biological process: ubiquitin-dependent protein catabolic process; protein ubiquitination. Gene Ontology annotation, cellular component: Cul3-RING ubiquitin ligase complex. The record is from RefSeq and is a predicted model, not a curated record. Bases 192 to 2495 code for a protein of 767 amino acids.
GAACUGUAGCUAGGUACUCCGCCAUUGCUGUGUGGGGUGAUCUACGUUAGAGCAACAUUGACAUUUGGUUGUCAACAACAAAUUACGGACCAGCGAGGAAGGUCUAGUGGAAGCUGUUCCACAAGUAUACUUCCCUGUACCUAACCAGAUCACAUUUUCAUGUAAAUACAGAACACACAGACGAAGUAACCAUGUCCAAUCUGAGCAAAGGCGGCACCAAAAAGGACACCAAGAUGAGAAUACGAGCCUUUCCUAUGACGAUGGACGAAAAGUAUGUCAACAACAUCUGGGACCUUCUGAAGAAUGCCAUCCAGGAGAUCCAGAGGAAGAACAACAGCGGGCUGAGCUUUGAGGAGCUCUACAGGAAUGCCUACACCAUGGUGCUGCACAAACACGGCGAGAAGCUCUACACGGGCCUCCGGGAGGUGGUCACCGAGCACCUCAUCAACAAAGUACGGGAAGAUGUCCUCAACUCACUAAACAACAACUUCCUCCAAACACUGAACCAAGCCUGGAACGACCACCAGACGGCCAUGGUUAUGAUCAGAGACAUCCUCAUGUACAUGGACCGGGUGUACGUGCAGCAGAACAACGUGGAGAAUGUCUACAACCUGGGCCUGAUCAUCUUCAGAGACCAGGUGGUGCGCUACGGCUGCAUCCGAGACCACCUCCGACAGACCCUCCUGGACAUGAUCGCACGAGAGAGGAAGGGCGAGGUGGUGGACAGGGGAGCGAUCAGAAAUGCAUGCCAGAUGUUAAUGAUCUUAGGCCUUGAAGGAAGGUCGGUUUACGAAGAGGACUUUGAGGCCCCUUUUUUAGAAAUGUCUGCAGAGUUCUUCCAGAUGGAAAGUCAAAAGUUUUUGGCAGAGAACAGCGCGAGCGUUUACAUAAAGAAAGUGGAGGCGCGGAUAAACGAGGAGAUCGAGCGCGUACUGCACUGUCUGGACAAGACGACGGAGGAGCCCAUCGUCAAGGUGGUGGAGCGGGAGCUCAUCUCCAAGCACAUGAAGACCAUCGUGGAAAUGGAGAACUCGGGCCUCGUCCACAUGCUCAAGAACGGAAAGACAGAGGACCUGGCGUGUAUGUAUAAGCUCUUUAGCAGAGUGCCAAACGGACUGAAGACAAUGUGUGAGUGCAUGAGCUCCUACCUCCGCGAGCAGGGCAAGGCGCUGGUGUCAGAGGAGGGCGAGGGCAAAAACCCUGUAGAUUACAUCCAGGGUCUGUUGGAUCUGAAGUCACGUUUCGAUCGCUUCCUCCAAGAGUCAUUCAACAACGACCGGCUCUUUAAGCAGACCAUCGCAGGGGACUUUGAAUACUUCCUCAACCUCAACUCGCGCUCUCCCGAGUACCUCUCCUUGUUCAUCGACGACAAGCUGAAGAAAGGCGUAAAAGGAUUGACGGAGCAGGAGGUGGAGUCGAUCCUGGACAAGGCCAUGGUGCUCUUCAGGUUCAUGCAGGAGAAGGAUGUGUUUGAGCGGUACUACAAACAGCACCUGGCCAGGAGGCUGCUCACCAAUAAGAGCGUCUCCGACGACUCGGAGAAGAACAUGAUCUCUAAGCUCAAGACGGAGUGCGGUUGCCAGUUCACCUCUAAAUUGGAAGGCAUGUUCCGGGACAUGAGCAUCUCAAACACAACCAUGGACGAGUUCCGCCAACACCUACAGUCAACGGCGGUGUCGUUGGGCGGAGUUGAUCUCACAGUGAGGGUCUUGACGACAGGUUACUGGCCAACGCAGUCCGCCACGCCCAAAUGUAAUAUCCCCCCUUCGCCUCGACAUGCAUUUGAAGUCUUUAGAAGGUUUUAUCUGGCCAAGCACAGCGGCAGGCAGCUUACGUUACAGCAUCACAUGGGCUCUGCAGACCUCAACGCCACCUUUUACGGCCCAAUCAAAAAGGAGGACGGCUCAGAGGUGGGGGUGGGCGGCGCCCAGGUAACAGGCUCCAACACCAGGAAGCACAUACUGCAGGUGUCCACCUUCCAGAUGACAAUACUAAUGCUCUUCAACAACCGGGAGAAGUCCAUGUUUGAGGAGAUCCAGCAGGAGACGGACAUCCCGGAGAGGGAGCUGGUGCGUGCGCUGCAGUCACUGGCCUGCGGGAAGCCCACCCAACGCGUCCUCACCAAGGAGCCCAAGUCCAAGGAGAUCGAGAACGGCCAUAUGUUCACCGUUAAUGACCAGUUCACCUCCAAGCUGCAUCGCGUCAAGAUCCAGACAGUCGCCGCUAAGCAAGGAGAGUCGGACCCGGAGAGGAAGGAGACGCGGCAGAAAGUGGACGACGACAGGAAGCACGAGAUUGAGGCGGCCAUCGUCCGCAUCAUGAAGUCUAGAAAGAAGAUGCAGCAUAACGUACUAGUAGCAGAGGUCACCCAGCAGCUGCGAUCGCGAUUCCUCCCCAGUCCUGUAGUCAUCAAGAAGCGCAUUGAAGGACUCAUUGAGCGGGAAUAUUUGGCGCGGACACCAGAGGAUCGCAAAGUGUACACUUAUGUAGCAUAAAGGCCUGAAUUCCAUGAAACCUGACACAAAGAAACGAUACCUUUUUUUCUGGGACGGGUUAUGCGUAUGAAUUUGAAAGUUUGUCUCAUACUGGGAAACACUGGGAAGCUUACUUUUCUUCCAUUGAAAAAAAAAAUUGCAGUUAAAAAGACCGUUUCUUCAUAUCUUUUAAAUUUCUUCUGCAGAGAAGAGCUAAAUGGAGGGAUUGGAUCUCACUUUGUUACAGUUUCAUGUUCCUAAUGUGGCCUUGGGAAGAAUUGGGGGGAGAGUGUGAAUGCAUCGAGUGUACUGCAUUCAAACCCAAUAUAACAAAAGGAAAAGAAAACGAGCGUAAAAAAAAUUAUACAAAACAUAUACCAAGCAAAUGUGGGUUGGCUACACGAAGACCAAGAAAAUUAGACAUUUCUCACGUUUUUUAAAUGUUGAUGUAAAUGUAUUAUGUUUGUUUUUUCGUGGCAUCAUGCUGGUUGUACAGGUUGUUAGACACUAUUGGCCUUUUUUCCCUCUAGGGUUUUAAUCAGAGAAGAGGAAGACAUGGAUGUAGUGGCUGGUUUGCAGAAAACAGGAGCAGUUGCUUUGAUAGCAUGUUUUGUCUUAUGGAGUGGUGGGAGAAGUCACAUGCUCUAUUCAAGGUGUUUUUUUUCGGGGGUUUUUCUUCAAUGGGGCCUAUUGUAAAAUUGGAUCAUCAGCCCAUGUAGGUUCCUCCCUAUGCAGAUUACAAGGGGAAGUACAUUUUUUUUCUUUACGGCAUUUCAAUUGGAACCAAUUUAGCACCAUGUUUUAAUGUGUAUAAAUUGUAAAAUAAUUAUUGUACUCACUAAAGUGGACUGUACAGGGCGUAGUUUAUCAUAUUAAAUGUAGAAAAAGAAAAUGUACAUUGAAGGGAAUUUUGCCUCCCUGUUUUAAGAGUCUGUGCCUUGUGUAUUCCUCUCCGAGAGCAGAGAGAAAGCCACAGUAAAUUGUACGGUGAAAUACAG